GGGGAGUCGUAGAAGAGAGGCACGGCAUAGCGGCGAAGGUGGCACGUUAGUAGUGCUGAGGAGAAGCGGCGCUCGGUACAUAUAACGCGCGCGAGUCUAUCGCGGUCUCCCCGAUAGCGAAACGAUCCCCGAUCCCUUGGCCUUUGUCGAUCGCGGUAAAGUGAACCUCGAAUGGAAUACGCGCGAGGAAUGUCCUUCUUUGAAAAUCGCGCUCGACCGGUGCUCCUCAGGAUGGGUUAAAACGCGUGUUCUUCGCGAGUGUGAAUUACAAUCAUUCGUCGAGAAAUCACUGAGUGACGUGACGUGACGUGACGUGACGUGGUCUAUUUUUCCGAAGAUCUUCCGAGGAGAGGUUUUAGUGAGAGAUAUUCAAACGGAUGACCCGUUCGUCCUUCGUUCUCUUCGUAAGAGAAAGAGAGAGAGAGAGAGAGAGAAAGAGAAACGUGUAGAGACUCCGAGGGGAAUAACGUAUUAUGUAUAUUGUAUUGUGUCCCCAAGUCGUCGGUAUUCUGGAAUCGUCUGCUCGUCGCGCUUGCGUUCAAGGCGAAUGAACUGCGUACGGCAAUGAUAGGUCUUCGCGACGCGGCGAUGCUCGAGUAAUGAGAAAGCUACGUGAUCGACCGAGCACGACCGGCAGUGAUAGAGAACGAGAAAGAAAGAGAGAGAAAAGAAAGAAAGAAUAUAUAUAUAUAUAUAUAUAUAUAUAUAUAUAUACACAUAUAUAUAUAUACAUAUAUAUUCAACCUCGACCUUUGCGUGUCGCGACUGUUGUAACAGCGUGCGGCACAACGCGACAUCUUCGUCACGUCACACGUAGAGGAGUCUUGAACAGUGCGCAACAUGUCGCAAUAACGAGAAGAGUCUCGCAAUGAAACGAGUCUAGUAUUAUUUAGGCUGCAACACUGUGGAAACGGAGUACCUUGUAACUUACCAAAUAACAAAUCUACUUAGUCGUCGUGCAAUAGUUCUCUCACGAUUUGAUUAACAAAUUUAUCUCAACGAAACGAUAAUUUGAUUAACCUCGCGAUAAAGAGAUUUCGAAUCGAUUCGGAAAGAAUCUAUCGAGGAUUUUAUUGGACCAAUUGACGAGAGUAUUCUCGAGCUCAACGAAGUUGAUUAUUAUCUCGUCUCAUGAUCGACUUCUCGAAAAACUGACUGCUAUUAAAUCGUCCAGGAGACGGAAUCAAGUUGACAUUAUCAACUGUCAAAGAAUUGUUCCGGAACCACGUGCUUCCUCGAUCGAUUUCGGAGCAAACUGUGCAUCGAACGCGCAACAAGUUGAAGAGCGAACACGUGGUGAACGCAACACGCGCGCAAAUCAAUUGAAGUGCCCAUCCUUACGUAAGACUUGGUGACGCAUGCAGCGAUAACUUUUGAUCGUCGUUCGACGUUGUCGCUGAUAAGAGAGCCGGGAGUUCGCGAGCGGGCAGACAAUAAAUCGAGAAGGAGUGAUCAGUCGAUUGCGAUUCGCGGCGCGAGGAUAUCUCGUUGCGAGAGUUUUCUCAUGAAGGAAAGCUGAGUGUCUUAAACUCGAAUACUUUUUUUUUUAUCGCGUCUCGAACAUCGACGACGAACUCGCGGGUCGAGUUUGACGGUUCAAGAAACUGUCUAAUAAUACAAAACUUUGAAUCGUGGAUUGGGAUCAUCGCAGAUGCUCGCGAUGUAGGCGACGUUACUUAUUAAAAUCGUACGAUACGGAGUGUCGGCGUUCAAGGAAACCUCGAAGAGGUUCUCUCAUCAGAGGACAUAAGGCGAACGCGGACGGGAUACGUUCCCUCGGAUACGGAAGAGAGGGGCUCACUUAAUUAUUAAGCGCGGCAGGGCGCCAAGCGACUUUGAAUGACCUUCGUAUUUUGCGGCUUCGUCUUCGACUCGUCGGACGAGAAGACGAGACAAAUGCCGGUCGCUUCGGAGGAAUGGGUGCCCCACCCGGGCGCCAAGAUAACCAGUUCCAUCACCACCGUCAAGGGUGCGACGAUACAGAGCACAACGACGGCCUGGAUGUCGCCCUACAGCAGGACGGCGCUAUCGGAUCGCGGAGGGCCCAAUCAUAAUAACAACAACAACAAUAAUAACGGUGUGGUUAUACUGGAUGGCUGUAGACCACCGGCGGCCACAACGGCCAGGAGAUUCUUUAGGUGGUUCAGCAGACUGGGACAACCACCGAUGGGCAAAUCAGGGGUGCUGGAGAUGGCAGCCACCGAGAGCACGAUCCGAUUUAGUGGCCACACGUUGGACAAGGCGACCAAGGCCAAGGUAACGUUGGAGAACUAUUACAGCAAUCUGAUAGCGCAACAUAUCGAGCGGAAGCAGAGGCUGGCGAAGCUCGAGGAGUCCCUCAAGGAUGAAGGCCUCUCGGAGCAGCAAAAGCAGGAAAAGAGGCUGCAGCAUGCCCAGAAGGAGACCGAGUUUCUCCGGCUCAAGCGAUCCAGGCUCGGCGUCGAGGAUUUCGAGCCUCUCAAAGUCAUCGGCAGGGGUGCCUUUGGCGAGGUGAGACUCGUACAAAAGAAGGACACCGGACACGUGUACGCGAUGAAGAUCCUCCGGAAGGCGGAUAUGCUCGAGAAGGAGCAAGUCGCACAUGUCAGAGCAGAGAGGGAUGUUCUCGUUGAAGCGGAUCAUCAAUGGGUCGUAAAAAUGUACUACAGUUUCCAGGAUCCUAUAAAUCUCUAUCUGAUAAUGGAGUUUCUACCCGGUGGUGAUAUGAUGACGCUGCUCAUGAAAAAGGAUACACUUUCCGAGGAGUGCACGCAAUUUUAUAUUUCCGAAACGGCUUUAGCGAUCGAUUCCAUACACAAAUUAGGUUUUAUUCAUAGAGACAUCAAGCCAGACAACCUGUUGCUGGAUGCACGGGGCCAUAUAAAACUCUCCGAUUUUGGGCUGUGUACCGGUCUGAAGAAAUCGCACAGAACUGAUUUCUAUCGGGACCUGAGUCAAGCGAAACCUUCCGAUUUUAUGACAUCGUGUGGGAGUGGAAGCGGCGGUGCGAUGGACAGCAAAAGAAGAGCCGAAAGUUGGAAGAGAAAUAGGAGAGCGCUGGCUUAUAGUACGGUCGGCACUCCGGAUUAUAUAGCGCCGGAAGUAUUUCUACAAACAGGUUAUGGACCGGCUUGCGAUUGUUGGUCCUUGGGAGUUAUUAUGUACGAGAUGCUUAUAGGCUAUCCACCGUUCUGUAGCGAAAAUCCACAGGAGACGUAUAGAAAAGUAAUGAACUGGCGAGAAACGCUGGUAUUCCCGCCGGAAGUUCCCAUUAGCGAAGAGGCUAAAGACACUAUCAUCAGAUUUUGCUGCGAAGCCGACAGAAGAUUAGGGGCACAACGAGGCAUUGAGGAACUCAAAUUGGCACCCUUCUUCCGCGGUGUCGAUUGGGAGCACAUUAGGGAAAGACCGGCCGCCAUACCGGUCGAAGUGCGAUCCAUCGACGACACAUCCAACUUUGACGAAUUUCCAGAUGUGAAAUUGGAGAUACCAUCUGCACCAAUGCCACAGGACGGCGAGGUAAUAUACAAGGACUGGGUAUUCAUUAAUUACACUUUCAAGCGCUUCGAGGGUCUGACACAACGGGGCACACCGACCAAGAAAUAGCAACCCCUCACUUCCUGCUCGAUCAUCAGCACCGCCGUCGCCAAUCAGCAGCCGGCUGAUAUGAUCGAAAUUCCGGCCUUGGUACAUCAUCCUCAUCCGACACCGUCUACGGCAAUGGUGUCGCGUAUGGCGGAUGGUUGACCUGUCUCGCUCUUAUUGUAUAUACGUGAUGAGCACAGAUUGAACGAGCGCAACGUUAUCACGAAUAUCGAUGAUCGCUACGACAGCGAGCGAUGAUGAACAGCUCAGUCAGCUAGACAGAGAAAGGAACAGAUUGAUACGGGAGAGUGAUAACGGUGCACAAAUAUCGCACGUCUUAUGCGUCGAUAACGGUGCGAUGCGCGAUAAAACGACGCAAACGAAGUCUUUCGUUGUGUAACUUAUGGUGAUUUUUGCAGAAAUGUUCGUCGAGGAUCAUUAUUCCUUACUUUUAUCGUGCUGCGGAGAAGGCGUUUUGUGCAAAGUGUAGCAUAAUAAGCUCUCUGUGGUAAUGGUAUUAAACGAAACGAUCAGAGGGAGCCUCGGUACCGUAGUCUCCUUACAGUUCACGUACUUCUUAUUUAUCUCUGCGACAUGCAUCGGAAUAAUAUUUUAUUGGAGAAAUGUAUACUCGUUAAAAGUAACGUUUUGGCUAAGCUCUCGAACCAAGCUCUCUUUUUCUCUUUCCUCUCUCUUUCUGUUCGAAUGUUGUAUUUAUAAUUAACUUUCUGUGAUAUAUGAAGUUGUUGAAAAUCUCUGCUAUCUUUGGACCUUCUUGUCUGUUAGCGGAUGCUUUAUUGAUGUUGUAUAUAUGUGAGCAAUUGUAUUUCAAUUUAUCAUGAAAAUUUAAGAGUUGUUGCAAUGUAAGUUGCGGAUGGAAUUUUAUAUUAUAUAUAUUUUCGCGCUACUUUUGAGAGCUUUGGCCUGUUUACGGAACCAAGGAAUUAAAUGGUACGACAAGCGCGAAAUCUUCAUCUAGAAAGUUUCUGAUAAGUUUUACACAUUUUAUCAUUAAGUGAUUUUAAUAUUAUGUAAUAGUACUCUUCGGGUACCGGGUCUCUCUCUUUCUAUCUCUUUCUCUCUCUCUCUCUUUAUCUCUACCUAUCUUUUUCUUAUAAGGCAAUAAUAAACAUUUUCAGUCGUGUUUUGAAUAAACACGAUAAAGGAUGCUAGGCUUUAAAAGAUACCGUAAAAAAGGCGUUAAAAAAAGGAGAAAGAAAAAUACACUUGUAAGAUUCAGGGCUCCUUCGUUGCCUUAUUAAGGUUCCUAACAAACAGCCCAACAAACCCGUACGUUUAAACGUGAAAUAGAUGAGCCAGACAAGCCAUUUUUCCGAAAUGGAAAAUGAUAAGGAAACGGAAUCGCAGUGUGUUGCGGCGAUAUGUAGAAAAUUGCAUACCCACAUAUACACAUACAUACACAGAUCGACACAUCCGUGUGUUUUAACACUCUGUGGAACCGGAUAUCUUUCCCUUUGAUUGCACUGUGAACAAUUUUACGAUUUACAUUUCGUAGUUUUGCUGACAUAGCCAGGGCACCUUGGUAAUAAAAUAGCGUAAAAACUUAACGUUAAAAACUAGGUAACACUUAAGAUAACAAACAUACAUACACACAGAAGUACCUAUACACUAAAAGAAAGGAGAUGCAUGUGCGCGCGCUCGAAACGUAAUUACAUUGUGGAUAAUAUAGUACAUGUAUAAAAACUCUCGACGCUCUUUCCUCGUAACGUUCCGGCGUGUUUCUAUUUAAUAAUCACGCUGCGUUGUAUAUUCGACGAAGAGAUUAGUUUCAUAUGACUCUACUCCACUUGCGUAUACAUAUAUAUAUAUAUAUAUAUAUAUAUAUAUAUAUAUAUAUAUAUAUAUAUAUCUUAACGCCGUUUACAGAGCGAAGUCUUCAUAGUCUAAACCAGAGAGCGCCUAGGUUACGUUGUACUACCAGUUAAGCCAGUGAUUUAAAUGAAGAGAAAAAAAAGAACAGAAAAUUAUCCACGAAGAAAGCUAGUAAAAAAAGAGAAAGGUAAGAACUAUUUUCUGCUAAUUAUGCUAGGAGUUAAAUCGAGUGUGACGUAAGCGGGGAAAGUUAAGGAGUUACGGAAUACCUUUAUAGUCUCUCCUUGUUGCCGUUGAGUACAGAUGCUCUAACGUCCAUGCUACUAAGUAAAAAGAGAAAAAAAAACGAAGAAAUGAUGACGCAAUUUAUUUAUUUAAAGAGAAAGUUUAAAUAAAUGAUACAACAAUAGCCACGAGAUGCCUUUGACGCAACAAGUUUCGGGUGCCCUGGAACACAGUGCAUAUAUAUGUAUAGAGGAUAUUCCAAAAUCAUCGAAUGUUUUUUUAAGAACAGUUCUCGCUUUUAAUUUAGAGGUGAUUUUUCUUUAGCAAAAAUGAUGACGCAUCAAUAAUUCCUGAAAUAUAAAUUUAUUUAAAAAUAAUUUACUUUAAUAGAGAAUUUCAAGCUUAGUUACAAAAAUAUAUAUGGACAAAAUUGGAAACUUGCAAAAAACGACGAUCUCCCUUGAUAUUUUCAUAAGAAAAAAUUGUUUUCAGAUUGGCCAAAGAAUUUAUUAAAAAGGCAUUUGGUAGUUUUGAAAUAACCUAUAUAAGUAUAUAUAUAUGUAAAAAAAAAAAUAUAUAUAUAUAUAUAGAUAUCUUUUAGCAAAGAGAGAGAAAAAUGUAAUAAUACGCGCUAAAUUUAGAUAUUAAAUUAGAUGUGCGCUGAUUCGAAGUCAAGAUGGAUGUAGAUUUUUCUUUUUUUCUUUUCUCUUUUUUUUUUUGAAGACGAGAAAAAAUGAAUAUAUGAUAUAGCGGUUGGUGACGAGAUGUAUGUACGCACGUACCGAGCUACUACACAUUCGAUGUAAUUCUGAGGACACGCGAGAAGGAAAUCUCCAAGUAGAUUUAACGAUAUUGAUUAUCGAUGUACACUGUAAAUAUUAACGAGGCAACUAAAUGUUAUUAAGAAAGGCAAGGCAGUUUUGAGCUCCGGUGUUUAAUUGGUUACCGUUGUACUGCCAUCUUCGACUUUUUAUUGUCGUAUAUCGCGCAUGAUGAAUCAUAUUACGGGUGUGUUAAACGUACGGUAUAUCAUCCAAUUUCACGUUUUUGCUCGUGUUUAUGCUAGUGUUCUUAUAUCAUUGUACGCGACUACUGAUUAGUUGUUAAUUUACGGUUAAUUUAAAUGAAAGAAACCGCGAUAGAUCUCUCCUAGCUAAUUCUUACUAAUUAGGCAUUAAGUCACCUUUUCCUCGGCAAAGAGCCUUUUUCUUUCUAUUUCUUUUUUUCUUUCUUUUUUUUUUUCGUCGGAUAUAGAUCGCUUCCUAGAUGACUUUCGAUGAUUUGAUAUGUCCGGAGCUUUCGCUUCCUAUUCGCGUCUUCUUUUGUCUCUUUCCUUUUCUCAUAGCUGUCAUCUUUUCAAGUCAGAUUAUGCGAUUUCUUUCUGUCGCGAUACGUAGAAUUGUCGAUCAUGUAAUAUCAUGCAUAUACGAUUAAUCACACGCACACGUACGUAUAUCGAUCGCGUGUGGCAAGACGAAACAAUCAUUUCUUCGUGUUCGAAUAUGUUCGCUGUCGUUCUUCCGAAUAUAUCGAUAUUUUACGCCUGGAUGAGCAAUGUCUUAAAAUCAUAAAUGCUAAAAUUCACUGAUUGAAUUCUGAUUGUUCGCUUUGGGUGCUUGUGCUUAUUUUUUAUCAAAUGCAGUUUUUAUCAAAAUAUAUUGAAAUGCACAAAAAAAUUUUCAUAAGAGCGACCGUCAAUUCUCUUCCCACUAAAGAUGAAACAUAAAUAUUGUAUUGCUUUCGAUGAUACGAAAGUCACUUCUCGAGUGAGUUGUUUAUCAUUUAUUGCAUUCUAUGUAUUACUCAUCCAGGGUCAAAGGGGAUCGUAUAACACGCGAUGACGGUCGCCCGAACACCUCAUAUGCGAAAUAACGAUUUGCGCAAAGUAUGGGUAAACAUUUUGUAAUAAACAAAAGUUAUGUAAUUGUAUAUUUGUAACACAUUUUAUAAUAUUUAUCAUUUUACAACAGAAGCUUGCACGGGGGCUGAGACGUGAUAAAAUUUAGAAGAAUAAAAUGAGUUUUUCUAUUUAUAUUAAUACUGAAAAUGUUUUCACAGUAUCUAAAUUACAAAAAAAUCUACGUAUAUAGAAUCAUUAUAAAUAGAUAUAUAUAAUAUCUUUUUUGACGUUCACAAGAACACAAAAAUUCGAUGCAUGUCUAAAGAAAAUGCCUAAAGAAGAUGUUUGGACAUCUUUUUCAGAGUUUUAUUUGUGUCUUAUCCUUUACAUUUUACAUCAUCUUAUUCUUACAUUUUAAUGUCUCAAUCCCGCUUUACAUUAAUGCGCAAACCGUUGAAUCGCACACGGGUCACUCAAUCGGGUAUCCCGAUGUGCAUUAGCCGAAAAAUCGCAAUAAUAUCAGCGUUUUCGCUUAAAAUAUAACGGAAGCAGACGCGUGUGUCACGAUAUGCGAACUAAAUGAAUUUUCUUAUCGGGGAUACGAGUGUUAUCUGUCACUGUAACUGCAUUAAUGUUCCGUAGCAGCGCGGCUUAAUUCAUUUCCUUUUCACCGUUCGUUUUUGUACAGUGAUUUAGCUGAAUUUUAUAUAAGCCAGAUUUAGGAUAGCAUUAUUAAUAGGUAGAAAUUCUUCACGAUUAAUCCCAUUCACAAGCAUAGCGAUAGCAGAUUAUUGUUAGAUAUGGCCAGUUUCGCGCGUUGUUAGUCUACGGUGACUAGAUAACAUGGUACAAACGAGUGCAAUGAUGCUGCAACGCUCCUGUCAUUCCUAAAUAGGCGAUCUUAAUAUGAAAGAAAUAUAGAGUCGAAUACAAUUUUUGAAAAUGUUUCGGGAGUCCGUGGAUAUGCCUUGUAGAAAUAUAUCUGAUUUAUAAAAUAAUUAAUUUAUAAAUAUUUUUUUCGAGCUUUACCUAUCCUUUAGAAUGUAGAAAGCAAAUCAAAAACAUCGCCAAAGUUGCUAGACAUUCUAAAAAAAAAAAUAAAAAAAAUUACGAAUAGUUAAAUAUUAAAUUUAAGAUUUGUUUUAGAUCAUUGGCUUUAUAAAUUAGAUUAAAUACUAUCACAUUAUUUUCUUAACGGAAAACUUUAGGAGUCUGAUAUAAGAACAUAAAGGGGGUUGUAUUAUUGCACUCGAUUGUGCGGGGACAGAUUUUUCGUCGAGUAAAUUUGUACCAGAUGGUAUCCGGCCGUUGUUUGUGGCUUGCCGUGAAACGUUCGCGCUCAUUUUAAAAACGGCUACACGCAAAACAAACAAAAAAUCGUCGCAAUUGUUUUCGAAGGGAGAAGACUGGAAAACGAACUACACGCGCGGCGGACGAGGUAUAUCGAGUGCGGAUAUUUUAUAGUAGGCUUGUGAUUAAAUUGAGGAAUUAUUGUCGAACGGUCCGAGAUAAAAUAAAAAAUGAUGUAUAAAGAGAACAAAAAUAUUGCUUUCCACACGCAGAAUAUACUAUUGUAAUUAUGUCGUUAAUAAAUUGUUUUUUAUUUUAA
Cataglyphis hispanica is the source of this 9071-nucleotide messenger RNA. RefSeq names its product serine/threonine-protein kinase tricornered (gene trc). Bases 1840 to 3585 code for a protein of 581 amino acids. NCBI's taxonomy places the organism in Eukaryota, Metazoa, Arthropoda, Insecta, Hymenoptera, Formicidae. The record is from RefSeq and is a predicted model, not a curated record. Gene Ontology annotation, biological process: intracellular signal transduction; peptidyl-serine phosphorylation. Gene Ontology annotation, molecular function: ATP binding; protein serine/threonine kinase activity. The transcript has 10 exons.